AUGUCCAAACCAGGCCCAUCUCAGUCCUCCCUUCUAGACCUCAAAGCCCUCACAGCGGAAAAUGCAGACCGCCUAGCCAAGGAAGGGAAACGGUACACAAAGGGCGCACCGCGACCACCAACUACUUCCUCCCAGGUCGCGUCCAAGGACCCGUUCAACCGGCCCUCGCCGGGCCUCGUCAAGCGUCUCGCGCAGCAAGCAAGGUCCGAUGCGAAGAGACGAGUGUUUUCCGAUACCGAUGGAGUAGAUGAAGACACGCGGAGGGCGAUCAUGGAGCAAAAGGCCAGGAGGUAUGAGCAGUUGGCCAAGGGAGAUUUCUCGGGCAUGAGCGAGAGGGAGAUGGCCGAGGCUGCAAUCGAUUUUGAGGCCAAAGCCGCUGGGGACUGGAGUGAUCAUUCGUCCGAUGUCAACGAGAGUGCCGCCCCGGGAAGGCGAUGGGACGACGGGGACCGCGACGCACCCGACUUUGAUACAUUCAACGACCGCGAGAUUGUCGAGUACGUCGACGAGCUCGGCAGGACGAGGACGGGUACGCGAAAGGAGGCAAGAGAGGCUGAGCGUGCGGCUGGCCGAGGUCGUUCUCGUGACGACGAGGAGAGGAGGGACACUGGCAGCUCGUAUACGCAGGUCAUGGAAUCCCGGUUUAUUCAUGGCGACCAAGGCUACUUCCCUGUCUACCAGCCCGACCCCGAGGAGCUGAAACGCAAGUAUCUCGAAUCCGAACGCGAGGCGCGCGCACAUCACUACGACUCGACCAAAGAAGUUCGUAUUCGUGGCGCCGGCGCAUAUCAGUUUAGUCUCGACGACGAGCAGCGCGCCGCGCAAAUGCGUAGUUUGGACGCCACGCGCGCCGAGACGGAUGCGGCGAGGGCGAAGCGAUCGGGCGGAGCAACGAGUUCCGCGCAAGAAGCCAAAAAACGCAAGAUGGCCGAAAGAGCUGCGCUGGUCGAGGCCAAGCGAAACAAGUUGCUCGGUGGAGCUGGGAAUGUGGCUAGGAUGAGGGAGGAGAAGCGGGCUAGAGAGGCAGACAAUUUGUUGGCCGAGUUGGAAGGGGAGAUUGACAACAGUAAGAAGGACAAAGUAUAG
Molecule: messenger RNA, 1086 nt
Organism: Apiotrichum porosum
Lineage: Eukaryota; Fungi; Basidiomycota; Tremellomycetes; Trichosporonales; Trichosporonaceae
Exons: 5
Coding region: 1-1086 (361 amino acids)
Cellular component (GO): nucleus
Source: RefSeq, a predicted model, not a curated record